Tripterygium wilfordii is the source of this 1186-nucleotide messenger RNA. RefSeq names its product 2-oxoglutarate-dependent dioxygenase DAO-like. Bases 16 to 948 code for a protein of 310 amino acids. Gene Ontology annotation, biological process: auxin catabolic process. Gene Ontology annotation, molecular function: indole-3-acetaldehyde oxidase activity; dioxygenase activity. The transcript has a single exon. Lineage: Eukaryota; Viridiplantae; Streptophyta; Magnoliopsida; Celastrales; Celastraceae. The record is from RefSeq and is a predicted model, not a curated record.
ACUCUGUUUCCUACAAUGGUACUGGAGAAGAUCGUCAGCGCGGAGGAAGCAAUGGCCAAACCCAGUAUCCCAAUAAUUGAUCUGGAAAACUUUCCAGAAAAAUACGACAGACUGUUGAGGGAGGCGUGCGAGGAAUGGGGUUGCUUCAGAUUGGUGAAUCACAACAUACCCAUCUCACUAAUGUCGGAGAUGAAGGCAGUGGGCAUGUCUCUGUUCGACCUUCCCACCGAGAUCAAGGAACGAAACACACCUGUCGUCCCCGGCGGUGGCUAUGCGGCAAACGACGUGUACGAGACAUUGGGGUUCCAUGAUAUACGAUCCCAACAAGAUGUGGAGCAAUUUUGUUCGGAGCUUGACGUCUCUGAUCACCAAAGGAAGGUAAUUGAUUCUUAUAAUAAGUCUAUGGGUGAUCUACUUACGAAACUAUCAGAAAAAUUGGGUUCAAGUUUGGGAUUGAAUGGAUAUUCCUUUGAGAGUUGGAAGAUACUCUUUAGGAUUAACAAGUACAAUAUCCAACCUGAACACAUAGGCACUAUGGGGUUUCCGGGGCACACAGAUGUAGGGUUCUUGACCAUACUUCAAGACGAUGAAAUUGUGGGUGGACUGGAAGUGAUGGAGAAGAAAUCGGGUGAAUUUGUUGGUGUUGAUUCGAUGCCAGGUAGCUUUUUUGUGAUAUUUGGAGAUCUGGGUAAUGUUUGGAGCAAUGGGAGGUUCUGCAAUGCGAGGCAUAGAGUGAAAUUCAUUGAAGCAUCGCCGAGAAUAUCUAUGGGUUCAUUUGUGAUGGGACCAAGGGAGGGAGCAGUGGAAGCACCGACGGAGCUUGUGGAUGAUGAACAUCCGCGUCUCUAUAUUCCAUGCACCUGGGAACACUACCUGAAACUCCGAUUCACACCAUCUAUUGGCAAGGAUAGCCUUGCCGAUGUCCUUGUUCAUCCUGCAAAUGAAUGAGUGCAAAAUGUGGAAGUUGUGUACUUUAUUGUCUCUGUUGUUUGAAUAAGUCGGGUACUGCAGUUGUGUUAUUGUGUUAUGUGUUCAACAAUAUGAAGGCUUGUUUAGUCUACUCGAAUAUAUUCCAGUAUCGUUUGUAAUACAGUGUUUUGUCAGUGUAAUCGGACAUGUGUUUAAAGUUCUCAGAUAUAAUCAUGGCUCGAGUGUCAUGGGUCUCAAAUGACAUUCUUAAAAAAAA